Theileria annulata is the source of this 738-nucleotide messenger RNA. RefSeq names its product RNA-binding protein, putative. Gene Ontology annotation, molecular function: RNA binding. The coding region runs from base 1 to 738 and encodes 245 amino acids. NCBI's taxonomy places the organism in Eukaryota, Apicomplexa, Aconoidasida, Piroplasmida, Theileriidae. The record is from RefSeq and is a predicted model, not a curated record. The transcript is spliced from 2 exons.
AUGGAAAAAUCCACAGGGUACUCUACAUUGUUGCGAAAUUUGAGAUUCUCAACGAGCCCUCAAGUUGUUAGGGAGGCCUUCGAAAAGUUCGGAAAAAUCAGAGACGUUUACCUACCACUAGAUUUCAAUACCAGAAGGCCACGAGGCUUCGGAUUCGUUGAAUUUUAUGAUAAAGCAGAUGCUCUUGACGCUGUUCGCGCCAUGGAUAAUACUGAACUCGACGGCAGUGUCAUCACCUGUUGCAUAGCCCAAGACCGGAGGAAAUCUCCCAGCUCCAUGAGAAGGUUCCAAAGAUACCGCUCUAGAAGAGACUAUAGGAGCAGAAGUAGGAGUUAUCGUGGCAGGUCUAGAUCACACGCAAGAUUCCGAGAUGAUAGGCGUCGUGGAUACUCCAGAGAUAGAUCUCCAAGACGCCACUAUGAUCGACGCGACAAUCGCGGCUACAGAGAUAGAUAUGACUCCGAUUACGCUAGGGACGGACGCAGGCUUAGAGAUCGCGACUUCCAUGACAGAGACAGGGAUAGGAAUUACAGGAGCUACAGAAACAAUGGGCGAUCAGAUCGGGAUGAGUUUAGGGACGAUCGUGAGGAUUUCCGAGACGGCCGCGAUGAGUUCAGGGAAGACAAGCCUAGGUACGAAGAUCGCCAUUUUGACGUUGAUAUGGAUAAGGAUAAACUUGAUAACCAUAACGACGACUACCGUGACUACAGCCCAUCAAGGUCGAGAUCCAACGCUUAA